Molecule: messenger RNA, 10851 nt
Organism: Hippopotamus amphibius kiboko
Lineage: Eukaryota; Metazoa; Chordata; Mammalia; Artiodactyla; Hippopotamidae
Gene: MAP4K4
Product: mitogen-activated protein kinase kinase kinase kinase 4
Exons: 33
Coding region: 362-4504 (1380 amino acids)
Biological process (GO): protein phosphorylation
Molecular function (GO): ATP binding; protein kinase activity
Source: RefSeq, a predicted model, not a curated record
CGCCGCCCCCCGCCCCCCGCCGCGCGCCCGCCUCCGCCUCCGCCUCCCGGUCAUCUUUGUCUGGCGGCCUCGCGCUCCGGGCUCCACUCUCGGCGGCGCUGCGGCCCCUACUCCGGGCCGCUCGUGCAGGCGCGCGGCGGGGCGCGGGGCCGGGGCCUGAGGCGCGGGCGACGCCCGGGGGCCUGCCGGCCGCCCCGGCCAUGGAGUAAGCGCCGCCGCCCGCCCGCCGCCGCCCGCGCUCGCCCCGCCCGCCGCCCCCGGCCUCGCCCGCGGGCCCGCGCCGCCCGCCGGGCCUCCGACUCCCGGGAACACACCGGAGACCUAUUGAUUGUGGCUGGUUCUGGGGUGGCAGAAAGGGAAAAUGGCGAACGACUCCCCUGCAAAAAGUCUGGUGGACAUCGACCUGUCCUCCCUGCGGGAUCCGGCUGGGAUUUUCGAGCUGGUGGAAGUGGUGGGAAAUGGCACCUACGGACAAGUCUAUAAGGGUCGACAUGUUAAAACAGGUCAGCUGGCAGCCAUCAAAGUUAUGGAUGUUACCGAGGAUGAAGAGGAGGAAAUCAAACUGGAGAUAAAUAUGCUGAAGAAAUAUUCUCAUCAUAGAAAUAUUGCAACGUAUUACGGUGCUUUCAUUAAAAAGAGCCCCCCAGGACACGAUGACCAGCUCUGGCUCGUUAUGGAGUUCUGCGGGGCCGGCUCCAUCACAGACCUCGUGAAGAACACCAAGGGCAACACACUCAAGGAAGACUGGAUAGCCUACAUCUCCAGGGAGAUCCUGAGGGGGCUGGCGCAUCUCCACAUCCAUCAUGUGAUUCACCGGGACAUCAAGGGCCAGAAUGUAUUGCUGACUGAGAAUGCAGAGGUGAAGCUUGUGGAUUUUGGUGUGAGUGCUCAGCUGGACAGGACCGUGGGGAGGAGAAACACCUUCAUAGGCACGCCAUACUGGAUGGCUCCUGAGGUCAUCGCCUGUGAUGAGAACCCCGACGCCACCUAUGAUUACAGGAGUGACCUGUGGUCCUGCGGCAUCACAGCCAUUGAGAUGGCAGAAGGAGCUCCCCCUCUCUGUGACAUGCACCCCAUGAGGGCACUGUUUCUCAUCCCCAGGAACCCUCCUCCCCGGCUGAAGUCCAAAAAAUGGUCAAAGAAAUUUUUUAGUUUUAUAGAAGGGUGCCUGGUGAAGAAUUACAUGCAGCGGCCCUCCACAGAGCAGCUUUUGAAACAUCCUUUUAUAAGGGAUCAGCCAAAUGAAAGGCAGGUUAGAAUCCAGCUUAAGGACCAUAUAGACCGGACCAGAAAGAAGAGAGGAGAGAAAGAUGAAACCGAGUACGAGUACAGUGGGAGUGAGGAAGAGGAGGAGGAGGUGCCUGAGCAGGAGGGGGAGCCCAGUUCCAUCGUCAACGUGCCUGGUGAGUCCACGCUUCGUCGGGACUUCCUGAGGCUGCAGCAGGAGAACAAGGAACGUUCUGAGGCUUUGAGGAGGCAGCAACUCCUGCAGGAGCAGCAGCUCCGGGAGCAGGAAGAGUAUAAGAGGCAGCUGCUGGCGGAGAGGCAGAAACGGAUCGAGCAGCAGAAGGAACAGAGGCGGCGGCUGGAAGAGCAACAAAGAAGAGAGCGGGAAGCCAGAAGGCAGCAGGAGCGUGAGCAGCGGAGGCGGGAGCAAGAGGAGAAGAGGCGGCUGGAGGAGUUGGAGAGGCGGCGCAAGGAAGAGGAGGAGCGGAGGCGGGCGGAGGAGGAGAAGAGGAGAGUUGAAAGGGAGCAGGAGUAUAUCAGGAGGCAGCUGGAAGAGGAGCAGCGGCACCUGGAACUCCUUCAGCAGCAGCUGCUCCAGGAGCAGGCCAUGCUACUGGAGUGCCGCUGGCGGGAGCUGGAGGAGCACCGGCAGGCGGAGCGGCUCCAGAGGCAGCUGCAGCAAGAACAAGCCUAUCUCCUGUCUCUACAGCACGACCCCCGGAGGCCACCCCCGCCGCCGGAUAGGAGCAAGGCCGGCCUGCACGGUGCCGAGCCCAAGGCCCAGCACGAGCCAGCUGACCGGGCCCGCGAGGUGGAAGAUAGAUUUAGGAAAACUAACCACAGCUCCCCUGAAGCCCAGUCUAAGCAGACAGGCAGAGUAUUGGAGCCACCAGUGCCUUCCAGAUCAGAGUCUUUUUCCAAUGGCAACUCCGAGUCUGUGCACCCUGCCCUGCAGAGACCAGCCGAGCCACAGGUACAGUGGUCCCACCUGGCAUCUCUCAAGAACAAUGUUUCCCCUGUCUCGCGAUCCCAUUCCUUCAGUGACCCUUCUCCUCCCAAAUUUGCACACCAUCAUCUUCGCUCUCAGGACCCAUGUCCACCUUCCCGCAGUGAGGUGCUAAGUCAGAGUUCUGACUCUAAGUCGGAGGUACCUGACCCCGCCCAAAAGGCUUGGUCUAGAUCAGACAGUGACGAGGUGCCUCCAAGGGUUCCUGUGAGAACGACGUCCCGGUCCCCAGUCCUGUCCCGUCGGGAUUCCCCACUGCAGGGCAGUGGGCAGCAAAAUAGCCAAGCAGGUCAGAGAAACUCCACCAGUAUUGAACCCAGGCUGCUGUGGGAGAGAGUGGAGAAGCUGGUGCCCAGGCCUGGCAGUGGCAGCUCCUCUGGGUCCAGCAACUCAGGAUCCCAGCCUGGGUCCCACCCUGGGUCUCAGAGCGGCUCUGGGGAACGCUUCAGAGUGAGAUCAUCAUCCAAAUCUGAGGGCUCACCAUCUCAGCGCCUUGAAAAUGCAGCAAAAAAGCCUGAAGAUAAAAAGGAAGUUUUUAGACCUCUCAAGCCUGCUGACCUGACGGCACUGGCCAAAGAGCUUCGAGCAGUGGAAGACGUGCGGCCGCCACACAAGGUGACAGACUACUCCUCCUCCAGCGAGGAGUCGGGGACGACGGACGAGGAAGACGACGACGUGGAGCAGGAAGGGGCCGAGGAGCCCACCUCGGGGCCGGAGGACACCAGAGCCGCGUCAUCUCUGAACUUGAGCAAUGGUGAAACAGAAUCCGUGAAAACCAUGAUUGUCCAUGAUGAUGUGGAGAGUGAGCCAGCCAUGACCCCAUCCAAGGAGGGCACUCUGAUCGUCCGCCAGAGUGCAAUUGACCAAAAGCGCGCCAGCCAUCAUGAGAGCAAUGGCUUUGCCGGUCGCAUUCACCUCUUGCCAGAUCUCUUACAGCAAAGCCAUUCCUCCUCCACUUCCUCCACCUCCUCCUCCCCAUCCUCCAGCCAGCCGACACCCACCAUGUCCCCACAGACACCCCAGGACAAGCUCACUACUAAUGAGACUCAGUCCGCUAGUAGCACACUCCAGAAACACAAAUCUUCCUCCUCCUUUACACCUUUUAUAGACCCCAGAUUACUACAGAUUUCUCCAUCUAGUGGGACAACAGUGACUUCUGUGGUGGGAUUUUCCUGUGAUGGAAUGAGACCGGAGGCCAUAAGGCAAGAUCCUACCCGGAAGGGCUCAGUGGUCAAUGUGAAUCCCACUAACACUAGGCCACAGAGUGACACCCCAGAGAUUCGUAAAUACAAGAAGAGGUUUAACUCCGAGAUCCUGUGUGCUGCCUUGUGGGGAGUGAACUUGUUGGUGGGUACAGAGAGUGGCCUGAUGCUGCUGGACAGAAGUGGCCAAGGGAAGGUGUAUCCUCUGAUCAACAGAAGACGAUUUCAGCAGAUGGAUGUCCUGGAAGGCUUGAAUGUCUUGGUAACAAUAUCUGGCAAAAAGGAUAAGUUACGUGUCUACUAUUUGUCCUGGUUAAGAAAUAAAAUACUUCACAACGAUCCAGAAGUUGAGAAGAAGCAGGGUUGGACAACCGUGGGGGAUUUGGAAGGAUGUGUACACUAUAAAGUUGUAAAAUAUGAAAGAAUCAAAUUUCUGGUCAUUGCUUUGAAGAGUUCUGUGGAAGUCUAUGCGUGGGCACCCAAGCCAUAUCACAAAUUUAUGGCCUUUAAGUCAUUUGGAGAUUUGAUGCAUAAGCCAUUACUGGUGGAUCUCACUGUUGAGGAAGGCCAGAGGUUGAAAGUGAUCUAUGGAUCCUGUGCUGGAUUCCAUGCUGUUGAUGUGGAUUCAGGAUCAGUCUAUGACAUUUAUCUACCAACACACGUAAGAAAGAACCCACACUCUAUGAUCCAGUGUAGCAUCAAACCCCACGCAAUCAUAAUCCUCCCCAACACGGAUGGAAUGGAGCUUCUGGUGUGCUAUGAAGACGAAGGGGUUUAUGUGAACACCUAUGGAAGGAUCACCAAGGAUGUGGUUCUGCAGUGGGGAGAGAUGCCAACAUCUGUAGCAUAUAUUCGGUCCAAUCAGACGAUGGGCUGGGGAGAAAAGGCCAUAGAGAUCCGGUCUGUGGAGACCGGCCACUUGGAUGGUGUGUUUAUGCACAAAAGGGCUCAAAGACUGAAAUUCUUAUGUGAACGCAAUGACAAGGUAUUCUUCGCCUCGGUCCGUUCCGGGGGCAGCAGCCAGGUUUACUUCAUGACGCUGGGCAGGACCUCUCUUCUGAGCUGGUAGGAGUGGCAGGCAAGGAUGCCGGCCCCAGAGUCACUGAGAUGCGGACCUGGAAUUCCUGGCAACUGGAGCUUGGAGCCGCCCAGGUCGCAUGGGCGGGGGUCUCCUCUCCCCUCCCGCCCGCUUUUAUCAGUCCAUCCCCAUUCUCUCCUUGUCCUGUUUGAAAUAAAUCAAGGCUGCAACGCAGUUGGUGCUGUUGAGACUCUGCCAUCAGGUGCUAUCAGUGUUGGGAUCGAGCAUCAGGCAGAACGCAAACGCCUUCCCUCCAGCUCCAGAAUAACUUGUCUGUGACUCUGUUCCGGGCUGUCUGCAGGUGGAGACCAGACACGCCGGCGGGUGGUUGGAAGUGGGCACAGUGGGUGGAAAGUGUGCUCGAAUGAGCAGGUCACCGAAGCCAAGAGCAGAUUUAAUAUAGUAACAUUAACAAUGUAUUUAAUUGACAUUUCUUUUUUGUAAUGUGACCAUAUGUGGACAAAGAAGAAGGUGCAGGUUUAAGAAGUUAAUAUUUAUAAAAUGUGAAAGACACAGUUACUAGGGUAACUUUUUUGUGGGUGGGACUUGGGAGGCAGGGUGGGUGGGUUAGGGACCCAUUUGUUUUCUUGGGAUUUUUUUGUUUGUUUGUUUUUUGGCCAAGAACUCAGUCAUUUUCUGUGUACCAGGUUUUGACUAAAUCGUGUGCAAAUGAUUCUUUAAAAAAAGAAAAAAAAGAAAAAAAAAGAAAAAGGAAAGGGCGUGCAUUUGUAUCCUGGCCAGAACCUUGUUGUGUGACAGUAUUAGCGCUGCCUUGGUCAAAGGUUUAAUUUUUGUUUAAACCUAGAAGUGCAACAGCAGUUUCACCACGGUCUGCACUUGUGGAGGGAAAAAAUUUUGUUUUCAACCACGUGUUUAUUUUUUCGCCUACCUCAUUGUUUUUAAUGCAUUAAGAGGUGGUUUAGUUUAUAUGUUUUUGGAGGAAAACAUUAAUGUUUAAUUUAAUCUUAAUACCAAAACUAUCCAAUUGAAGUUUGACUGUUAUUUCGUCACAAGUCUCAGUAGGCACAAGAGAAAUUGUCCCCGAAGAUGGGAAACAGCCACGAGGUUUGCUACGCUGACUGGCACGUCUGCUUUCUGAGUUGAGAGAGCAGAUGGUGCCUUUUCCACCAGAUUCACCAGUAGUGGUGGAUGGGCGGCCGUCGUCCACAGCACAAGGGGCCUCACUGUUCUCAGAUCGGGGUUUGCAGACAGGUGGUCAUAUGGGGACAGCCCCACAAACUGUUAACAGUGUUGCAGGAACCUUUCCUUGGGGCCCUUUUCCUAAAAAUGCAAUGCACUAAAACUAUUUUAAGAAUGUAGUUAAUACUGCUCAUUCAUAAGAUAGCAUCUUCCUGUGUUUGGGGUAUGAUAUCAAAGCCCUGGCUUCUCUUGUUCUCUCCCUUGCUCUCCUGUUCUCUCUCUGUUUUUUAAACCAGUUUUACUUUAUGAAUAUGUUCAUGACAUUUGUAAUAAAUGUCUUGGGUAAUGAUUGGUUUCAUGGCUUCUGAUCAGUCGCUUCCUCUGAGGAUGUUAAUUUUAAUUACUUGGUAAAGGAGCAGCGCUCAGCGCUCUGGCUUUGCCGUCCACCUUUCCUCUUGUUGAGUUCUGAUGGAAAUGUCAUGUCCACCAAACAAGAUUUUGGUGUUUCAUAGGCUUGCUCCUCCUCCUUGGUGGAUUUUCAUUUAUAACAUGUAAGUGGACGCUUCCCUCCCCCAGAUGUAACAGUCACUUGUACCUCUUUGCAGAGGUCUGGUCCGGCAUUCACAUCCCGUUUGGCAUCUGUUUGACUCAUCGUUCUCUUCCUCCUGGGCCAGCAUUUUUGCCAGAGGCUCUCCUUUGAAUUUCAAAAACCUAGUGAAAAGCACAUACACUCACUAAUGCAGAAACAACAGCUGGUCACGUACACCCACCACGACAGGACCUGAUGAGAAAACCCGCCUCUGUGUUGGAAGGAUAAGGCCGAGGAAACGGAUUUCCUGUGUGUGACUUUGGUGUAGUGCUGAUGUCUAAGGCAGAAAGAGCUAGUUCUUUCCUACUAAUUUAUACUGAACAUAGAGAAGAUUGGGGAGUUAAUCCCACUUUGGAAGGGACUUCUGAGACAGGCCAGACUUUGUCACCACAGGACUGCAGUCACCGUCACAUCACUGCUGGCAAUUCCCUAUUCAAUUUGGCUUUUGACCCAGGACAGAAUGUGCCACAGUGAAUAUGUCCACUAAAAGGAGAAAGGACUGCAUGGCGGGGUCACUGGUAGCCCCCUCCCAUGACUUUAGUGAAAGGUAAAAGUUGGGCAGGUGUCUUUGAAAAAAUGCUACACUUCUGAUACCUACAUGGAAGAUAUAAAAAAGGGUGAGGCCUCAUGGUCUGCGUCAUCCACAGACUUGAAGCUUAGUGUCUGUAAGUCAAGGGCUGUGGCACAGACCAUGCAGACAGUGUUUCAUUGGAAUUGCUGAGUACUGAGAACUUGACAAAAACCACAUUUCCUUUAGGGGUGAUGGGCUCCAGGCUCAGGUCAGGGUCGGCCUGUCCUAGUUGGGCAGCACCUGGUGGUGUUGGAGUUGAAUGUGAUUGAGUCCCUCGUUGGUCUUAGCUGACUGAGGUCAGCGGGCCACUGGUCCAUAAAAGAUGGCGAGCUGUCACAGUGUUCCUCUUUUAGAGAAAGGGAUGAUCUUUUUCCUUUAACAGGGUAAUGACUUCACAGAAGUGCCAAGAUGGCAGAAUUAACAGAUGAAAAUAGUGUUACGCUGAUACCGUUAAAUAUGGAACAUUGAAAUCUAUGACAACUCUUCCAAACAAAAUACUAGUAUGAUUCUAGGUUUAGUGAAAGCUUUAAUAAGUGAUACCUUUCCAUGUUUAAAGCAGAGUCUCUCUGUAUCGAGCGCAGUUGUUUUUACUUUUUCUCAUGCACAUGUUGUGUUGAAGAAAAUGUUUACAAAAAAUGGUUUUGUUACACUAAUAUGCAUCACGUAUUUAUGGUUUAUUUUUAAGUGAUUUUUGGUGGGUUAUUUAGGCUUUUGUCUUAGUUGUAGUCCACUUACAGUGAUUCAUAAUCCCUAAUUUUGCCAGUUCUAAAUUUGCUGAACAGUAAUGCAAAUGACAAGCUGCAUUAAAUUUACUAAUCAGAGCUGCAAAGUAGACUGGUGGCAAGUACACACACAGCCUUCUUUUUUUCAGUGCUAACUUGUCUUCUGUGUAUUAUGAAAACUACUGUUGUCCCUCUUCUCCCUUUUUGUCCUUAAAUAAAGUAAACAUGACACCUAUUUCAUGUGGCAUGAGUUUCAAAUAUAUUCUGUUCCUUCAGAAUGUUUCCUUCCUAUAAGGAUCCUCCUUCCCCGGUGCCACCUCUGGCCCGAGCGGGCAGCUCCUGGGUCCUGCCAUCUCCCUAAUUAGCAAUGGCCCAGGGGGUCACCAGGCACAGGUUUUGAAAGCAGCAAACGUUUGUUCAAAGAUUUUAGAAUGAAACUGAUGGGUGAGCUCUUGAUUGCCAUAUUCGUGAAGCCAAAAACAGAGUAAAGCUCAUUCUUAAGGAAGAAAUCAGGUUUUACUUUUGCAAGUCUAAAUUGACUUUAAGAUGUGAAAUGCAUGCUGUCUGUACUGUAGCUAUUUUGAUAACGAAAGGGACCCUUUCUCAAAUUGGCACAUAGACAUGACCUUAGGCCUAGUCACUGGAGCUCCUUCAGUGCAAGGUCAUCAUGGCCUCAGCCGUGGGUGUGCCCCAUCAGGCCCCUCCUAGCCUGGCAGGAACAUUCCUCAUUGGAUAGAUCCCCGGUCACACUGUGGGCGUCAACACCUUGCCCAAGCCCCUGGGGUCGGGGGAGGGGUGGCCACGCCACCUCAUCAGUUACAUGCAUUAGUCAACUAGCUCCUCUGUGCUUUGCACUACAAACAUGUUCUUUCUCUAAGAAAUAAACUCGUAAAUACCUAGGCCACCAAAUAGGCAAGUUUUUUCUCUUCCUGCUUGUUUGUUGCAGCUGGUGUGGGUGACAGGUGGUGGCCCGUCAUUCAUGGUCCCUGUUCCAACUUCCCUUCAUUGGUGGAGAUUUCACUUACAGCGUCAAGUCAGCCCCUGUAAUGAGUGCCAGCCCACUGAUCUGGUGUCACAUUCAAGGGUGUGGUGACAUUGCUGCUUUCUCUGCCAUCUAGGACUUAAUGCCCAGGUUUCAUUUUAGGAGAAGUAGGUGCUGUGUUUUGUAAAGUACAGUGGCUAAGGAAUUAAGUUGGGAACAGUAGCUACUACAUUUUCUUAUGGGAGAUUCUCACACCCGGUCCUCCUUGCCCUUCACUGUAAAGUGAUCAUGUCAUAUCUGCAUUUCAGAAUCUUUCUGGAACUCUCCCAUUUUUGCCUCUGCCUUGCCUAACUUCCCUGUGCUCACAGUUCACCUCAUUUGUCCUCUCUGUAUCCUGAUGGCGACACGGUGUUAUCUUGUUCACUCUGUUCCUGUGUGAAUACAGAGCCUGCAUAUGAGCUGAGAUUGGUUCUAACUGCUCUGCUCCUCAGAAUUUCCUGGUUGUGUGCUUCAGUAGCUUGAAAUAAAAACCCUGAUGUUAACAGCCCUUUGUGCAGUGUGGGGCUGGUGAGGAAGUGCACUGAGUAGCCAGGCCCCAGGGGGGGACUGCGAGCCUCUCCCAUGCUGGGCACGGGCUACCCGGUCCCGGAACAGACUCACCAGUCCCCCGGCUGCGACUUGCCUUCCUGUAAGAACAGCAAGGUUCUUUGAUGCCUAAGUCUCAUCUCCUAGUUUGCUUGGUUACAGGAAAUUGAGUUGAUGAUCCAGCACAAAAUGAUAUAAAACUAUUGUUUUUAUUUUGGGCUGAGUUGUGAAAUUUUGGCAGCAUGCCCCCCAGGGGUCCUGCAGAGAGAUGACAUAGCUACAGCUUGAGCAAAGCAAUGCCGCUUCUUCCUUAAGUGUGUUUGAAAGUCAGGCUUCGUUACAAACCUUAGAAAACCAGUACUAAACAACUUUUCUACAAUAAACGAUAUUAAAUCCUGCCUUGAUUCUUUUAUUAACAGCUUUAUUGAGGUAACCCAUACCAUGCAAUUCACCAUUUAAAGUGCACAGACAGGGACUUCCCUGGUGGUCCAGUGAAGUUAAGACUUCACCUUCCAGUGCAGAGGGUGUGGGUUCCAUCCUGGUCGCGGAGCUCCAGAAAGAUAAAACAGAAGCAAUAUUGUAACAAAUUCAAUAAAGAUUUUUAAAUUGGUCCACAUCAGAAAAAAAAUCUUAAAAGUGUACAAUUUGGUGGCCUUUAGUCCUUCAGAAUGGUGAGCACAUCACCACACCCCAUCUUUAAACACGGUUACCUCCCCAAGAGAGCCUGCACCCCUCUGCCUCUGCCCCUCAGUUCCCUCCCCUCUCGUCCCCCUAAACUGCAUGCAACCCCUUAUCCACUUCCUCUCAAUGUGGACGUGCCUCUCCUAGAUGAUCCAUGUCAGUGGAAUCCUACAGUGGGUGUCCUUUGUCACUGGCCCCUUUGGUUUUGCAGUGUCUGGAGGUUGCUUACACAUCCUGUUUUAGCUUGAGCUUCGCUUCUUUCUCUGUGUCUUUGUUCUUUGUUUCUUUUUAUUGGCAUCCUUUGUUCUUUGUCUUUGCCACAGGUCCCUUCCUUCAGGCUUAGGAACGGAGGACCACCUCACUGACAGCCAAGCUGGGUGGUCCUAGCCCGCAGUGAGAGCUGAGGAGUUAACCUUUCACCCUGAGGGGGAAGCAGCCUGACAGGCUGCCCCAGAGAUGGAUUCCUGCUGAGAUGUGCUUCCACUGUGAGCUCUUAGAAACCCAGUGAUCCCCUCCCCUCCGAGACCUUGAUGCUAAAUGUCAGGCACCUUGCAGGUCAGGUGGUACAGGGUGAUCAUGUUUGGGGGUGGGGGGGGGCAUCCAGAAGUGCAGCUGCCACGUCUGCAGACCCAACACCUACCUGCCCUCGGAGGGCCAGUCUCCAACCCCGGGAAGCUGGGGGCUGGAUCCAGGUCCUCAGGUUGUCCCCCUGGCUCACGUGCUCGCCCCUAGGAAGGGCCAGUUGUGCUGAGCCAGGUCCCUUUCUCAUCCUGAGCAGGUGGGCUCAACUGUCCCAUUUCCAAAGGGCCUUCCCCUGUUGGGGCCUUGUGCUUCUUACUGGCAUUGAGAACACUUCCUUAGUGCUGCCUGUGGAAGGCCACCUAAUUGUCCCUGAACCUGCCCUUCCAGGGUACCUUGUUGAGUAGGUGUGGACGCUCCUGAGCUUCUGGGAACUUGGUGGCAUUUGGGUGAGGCCGACGAGUUGAACUCUGCUGGGCACCUCGUGUCUGGAGGUGCCGUGCUCCUGGGGGAUUUGCAGGGCGCUGUCUACAAGGGCAGCUCUGAAAC